UUUCCUUUUAUCAAGACAGUUUUUGAAUUUUUAUUUUGUUUCUGUGUACACGCAUGACGUGAUCUGUGUCAGCCCGGCAAAGCUUUCUGGACCUCUAGGGCUUCCGUUCCAGGUGACUCCCAUUUUUAUUGACAGCACUUGUACAUACAAGAGCUGCACAGCGACCAGCUAGUCCAAGUAGCUUCCGCAGCAGAGGCAGCAUCCAGCAACAGUUAGCAGUGGGGUCUAAGCAGGACUUGGGUGUGAAUCGCACUGGAGGUUCAGUGAAUGUUUUUACAAUGAAGAAAAUAAAAGCCCUCGCCUCCUGACAUCCACGCUGUGGUUAAUGAGGGUCUGUGGCGGUAACAGUGACUGACAUGGAUGCAAGUGACAGUAAGGAUGUGAAGUUGUCAGCUGAAGUGGAACCAUUCAUCCCACAGAAGAAAGGUCUAGAAGGAUCCCUCGUCAGCAUGAGUCUUUCUGGAGAGCCAGGUGGUGGAGGAGGAGGGGGCGGAGGUGGUGGAGGGGUGGAGACCACUCCCAUACCCAGCUAUCUUAUCACUUGUUACCCCUUUGUCCAGGAGAACCAAUCCAACAGGCAACACCCCAUGUAUAAUGGAGGAGAGCUGCGCUGGCAGCAGCCCAACCCCAGCCCUGGUGGUCCGUACCUGGCCUAUCCCAUUUUGUCUUCGCCCCAGCCUCCAGUCUCCAAUGACUAUGCUUAUUACCAGAUCAUGCCUGCUCCAUGCCCGCCUGUGAUGGGCUUCUACCAGCCCUUCCCUGGCCCCUAUGCUGGGCCUGUGCAGGCUGGAGUGGUCAACCCUGUCACAGCGGAUGUCAGUGAAAGGCCUCCUCCCCUGGGACAAGCUUUUGGGCUGACCAGUCCAAGGGGGAGGGGCAUGGUCCGACCAAAUCUUCUGCCAAAGGUACAGAAGCAGCAGCUGGGUGUGUGCCAGCCCUCAAGGGGUCGCCGGCCCCCUACCAGGAGCGUAGCUGUGCAGAAGGAGGUGUGUGCCUUGGGGCCAGAUGGCAGAACCAAGACUGUCCUGCUUGUGGACGCAGCACAGCAAACUGAUUUCCCUGGUGAGGUGUCAGGGCGAUGUGUUACAGAGAGGGCAAGCCCGCUGCUGUGGAAGAACCGAACAAAAAGAAGACGGGCAUCCAAUCCAGCAGAAAGCUACAGUGAGCAAGGUGCCAGUGAGGCAGAUAUAGACAGUGACAGCGGCUACUGUAGCCCCAAACACAACCAGGCGACCGGGGUUACACAACGUACAGCCGAGACGACAGCAGCACCCACGGGAGUAGAAGCUGGCGUAAUGACAGCAGGGAACUGGGUUAAUGUAGCCUCUCAGGCCAUCCAAAAGCCAUGGGGGGACAGGAACAGCCCUUUCCACAGAGCAGAGCAGAGGAAGAACCCAGACCUGAGAAACUUCUCACAGGACUUCCAUGGUAGCUACCAGGGGCGCACACAGCCAAACCUGAACCAUAAUGGUAACCAAGCAGAACGGAGGCUACAGACAGGAGUGGUGACUGGUACAGAGCUCAACCCAGAGCCUCUUUACUUUGAGGACGAAGAUGAGUUUCCAGAUCUGGCCUCAGGUGGGACUGUCCAGCGUAGCACCAAACCAGAAUCCACCCCAGUCCAGACACAAACACAAGCCAAGCUCCCCAAAAACCUGCUGGAUAACCUGCCAGAAAACUCUCCCAUCAACAUUGUCCAGACACCCAUCCCCAUCACCACCUCUGUUCCCAAGAGGGCCAAGAGCCAGAGGAAGAAGGCUCUGGCUGCUGCCCUGGCCACUGCACAGGAGUACUCUGAGAUCAGCAUGGAGCAGAGGAAGUUACAGGAGGCACUCACCAAAGCAGCAGGGAAGAAGAGUAAAACUCCCGUCCAGCUAGACCUUGGAGACAUGCUGGCAGCUCUGGAGAAACAUCAGCAGGCUAUGAAGGCCAGACAGCUCACAAAUACCAAGCCACUGUCUUUGACAGUGGGUACGACGACUCCAUUCCAUGGUUCAGGUUCAACCAAUGUGCCGUUGAAGGGCCAACAACAGCCAUACUCAUCCCCUCACAAUGCUCUGGAUUCCACUGCACCCCGAAUCAAGAGGGGAAAGGAGAGAGAGAUCCCCAAAGUCAAACGGCCCACGGCCCUUAAGAAGAUCAUCUUGAAGGAACGUGAAGGGAAGAAGGGAAAGGCUAAUGUAGAACAGGGGUCUACGGGCCAGGAGGAGCAUGGUGAUGAGGAGCUACAUUUUACUGAUGAUCUUGCAAGAGAGCCUGCAUCCCAAGAAGAAAAUGGUCUGAGUAUGCCCAGUGAUGCGUCCCUUUCCCCGGCCAGUCAAAACUCUCCGUACAGCAUCACCCCGGUAUCACAGGGUUCCCCUGCCAGCUCCGGCAUUGGGAGUCCCAUGGCUGCUAACGCUAUCACCAAGAUCCACAGCAGGCGAUUCAGAGAGUACUGUAACCAGGUGCUGAACAAGGAGAUCGAUGAGAGUGUGACCCUGCUGCUCCAGGAACUGGUUCGCUUCCAGGAGCGGGUGUACCAGAAAGACCCCACCAAGGCCAAGUCCAAACGCCGCCUGGUCAUGGGUCUCAGAGAAGUCACCAAGCACAUGAAGCUGCACAAGAUCAAGUGUGUUAUCAUCUCUCCCAACUGUGAGAAGAUCCAGGCCAAAGGCGGUUUGGAUGAAGCUCUAUACAAUGUAAUCGCCAUGGCCAGGGAGCAAGAGAUCCCAUUUGUCUUUGCCCUGGGCAGAAAGGCUCUGGGACGUUGCGUCAACAAACUAGUGCCUGUUAGUGUGGUUGGCAUCUUCAACUUCUCUGGAGCUGAGGGUCUGUUCAACCGUCUAGUGUCUCUGACAGAGGAGGCCCGGAAGGCCUACAAGGACAUGGUGUCAGCUCUGGAGCAGGAGCAGGCUGAAGAAGCUCUGAAGAACGUGAAGAAAGGCACACACAUGGGUCAUUCCCGCAACCCUUCUGCUGCUUCGGCCAUUUCGUUUUGCUCUGUCAUCUCUGAGCCCAUCUCAGAGGUCAACGAGAAGGAAUAUGAGACCAACUGGAGGAGUAUGGUGGACAGUUCAGAUGCCCUGGAGCCUGUAGAGGCUGAGCCUGUCCGCCCUGCUCCGUCUUUGGCUCCCCAGAGAGAUAAUGAGGGUCUCCCCACCACCAGCCCUACCACCUCUGGCUCCAUAGCUCCUCAGCCCAGGACAGGGCCACUGACACAGGGUACAGGAGAGCGGGAGGAGGUCCGUGUCGACGACCGGCUGGAGCUGGCCUCUCAGCAGAGCACGGAGACAGGCUCUCUGGAUGGGAGCUGUAGGGACCAGCUGAACUCCUCUAUCACUUCCACGACCUCCACCCUGGUCCCUGGCAUGCUGGAGGAGGCCGAGGAGGAGGAGGAAGAGGAGGAGGACUACACUCCUGAGCCCAUCUCUGUGGAGGUGCCGGCCCUCAGCAGCCGCAUUGAGUCCUGGGUCUCAAAGACCCUGGAGAACCUGCAGCUGGGGAAGAGUCAGGAGAGUACAGAGGAGGAAGAGGAGGAAGAAGAUGAAGUGGUGGGAGGACAGAGUGAGGAGGAAGAUGACUUGGAUUCAGCCGACAUCACAGAGACAAGGAUAGAGGGAAAGGAGAAGGAGGCUAAGAAGAUCGCUGGCUGAUGCUGCCUCUUCUUCUCCUGUCCCUCUUUAGCCUGGUUCAUUUUCUCUCUACUAUGUUUCUCUCACACAUCUCUCCUCAUAAGAACCAGCAGCUUUUUUCUUCUUCUUUUUUUUUUUUUUUUUUUUAUAACCCCUGACACCAGACGUAAUCUCAGGUAUCCAACAAACCAACCGACCAACACAGACACACACAGACCAAUAACAGACUCACAGAUCAACUGAUCAACGAACAGACGGACAGGAAGGCAAAGACCAAGCCACACCUAACACAGACUGAAGGGCAGUAUCACCUCUCUUAGUCAUUCUAAUGGACCCCAACAUUUAUUUCUUAAAAACAACUGACUUGUAUAGGAAAAAAAGAUGCUCUCACCCCUUCAGCCCAUAACCUGUUUACACUUGAAUUCAAAGGGAAGGUUUGAUUUCCUCCUCUGAAGCCGAACGCUCCCACAGCCAGGGAAAUACCAGGGAGUAAGCAAUAAAAGGAGAACUGAUCCUCACACAGACCUUGUGCUCUUACUCCUGUGGUAUGUUGCAGACAGAGGAUGAAGGUUGGGACCUCUCGGCUUCAUCUUUUUUUUGUACAGAGCUUACAGAAAGUUUACAGCUCUGCGUGUGUUUCUGUGUUUGUGUGCUCAAGUGUGUGUGUGGGCGCACGCAGAUGUGCAUUUGUGUGCUAGCCAGCACACAGACACCUAGUUAGCAUUUUGCUGUGUUUAUUAGCUUUAUCUCCUUAUGUAGUGUAUGCAUUGCUCCAGGAGGGAAGAAGUGUUUAUAUGAUAAUUAUUGCUUGGUUGGUUUUUUAGUUUAUACUUACAGAAUAUCACAGUGUCAGGGGUUCUGUUCUACCAAAACCACUCCCAUCCAUCAGUCUUCACAGAAUGUUUUUUUUUUUUUUUUUUUUUUUAAUGUGUGUGUGUGUGUGUGUGUGUGAGAGAGAGUCAAUUUGUGUCCCAUUCUCUACUCAAAUGAUAUAACAUAGGAACAAUAAUUUGACCGACUAAAAUGAAGUGAAACAAGCUUUGUGUAUAUAACAUGUCUCAUUGGUUCUACUAAGUAAUGGCCUGUCAUAUUGAUCUUGCCUAGUGUGAAGCAUUUUGAGUCAUUUUCUUCUGUUUGGAAUGGUCUUGAGUUGCUAGCUGCUGUCUCCUGUGCCACGUUGUGCUCCUCUUCUCUUCUCUCUGGUGUUUGUUUUCUGAUGAUCUGCCCUCUACAGGGGGGCUGACACUUUGCUGAGGCAGGGUAAUGGCAUAACACAGGCUUUUUUCCCCUUUUUUUUCAGAAGCCUAUCUGAUAUAUCAUCGUUUAACUCUGCCCUAAAAAGCUCUUUCACAAGUGUUUUGGUAAAUGAGAUCAUGGAAGUAGAUGUUAGCAGCAGUGUUAGUCACUUGGAUGGAAAACAUUUCUCUUUAAAUUGCAUUUAGGCUCUUACAUAGUCAGCUGUAUUAUGAAACAGGAAACUUGAAAGAUGUUCUGCAUCUGAUUUUUGUUUUUUCCCCUUAAAGUCUUUUUUUUUUUUUUUUACCUACAAUGACUUGCACUAGCAAUUGCUAGAAACCUCUGCUGACAGUUGUUUCAGUUACUUGGUUGUUAUUAUCUCAAUAACCAAUUCACAAAAAAGAGAAGCAGGUAUUCUUUGAUAGAUUUGACGGAUUCCCAGGUUCACUGCAAAACCCCAUGCAUAUGUCUGUUAGAAAUUGAAAACAAUCAUGAUGUUUGUCCAGAUUUGAACUUAUCAGAGAUGUGUAACUGUGUACUCCUGGGCCGCUACCCACAGCUGGUCUUCACUCAGCCUCCAGUCCAUGUGCCGCAGCAAGUUUGCUCUCUCAUUGGUCACCCUUCAGGAGCAGAGUCACCACAGGAAUUCAAACAAAUUGACACAAAGUCAUUAUGCACAUAAUCAUUAUUAAACCGGUGUAAAUAGAAAUGUAUAAAAUAUUUUGAAUUUACAGCGUAUUAAAACAAAACAAAACAAAACAAAACAAAAAAAAAAUCACCUUGUUCUUAAAGCCAUUUGAUAGAAACAGACUAACAUUUUAUCAGUUGGACUUCAAUUUGAUAAUAGUAUUUGAUAGUGAAUCAUAGUCAGCUGUUAGCCAGUCAGUGAUGAUGCCGUGUGUCAAAGCAGUAUGUUGGGCCAUAUGCAAUAUGAAGCCCUGAGAUGGGAGAAAACAGUGUACUGUAUAUCAUACUUGGGAUUAUGAAAGUCUUUAUAGUUUGAUAAAAGGUACGCUGUGUGUAGGCUUUUUGUUGCUAUCACUUCCAUCAAAGUGUGUUUGGAGUGUGUAAAUGACAGCAAGUUUGUUCUUUGCACUAUGUAAAUACAGUACUAGUAAAAGUCUUGUAACUAAUGUGAAAAAAGAAGAAAAAAAAACGGUUCAAUGAAGUACUUUUUCAGUGUGUUUCUUGUCUUUAUAUGGAUAUUUAAGGUUGUCUCUUUCAGACUGUACUUCACUAGCAACAUUGUUAGAGGCUGUUUCUCAUACCCCAUUAUACUUAAACUAUCUGGACUGAUGAUUAAUAUCAUUAAAAUGUUUUAAGUAAA
Messenger RNA from Myripristis murdjan (pinecone soldierfish), 6177 nucleotides. It is a transcript of the gene secisbp2l, whose product is annotated as SECIS binding protein 2-like. Gene Ontology annotation, molecular function: mRNA 3'-UTR binding; selenocysteine insertion sequence binding; ribonucleoprotein complex binding. The record is from RefSeq and is a predicted model, not a curated record. The transcript has 18 exons. The coding region runs from base 357 to 3635 and encodes 1092 amino acids. Gene Ontology annotation, cellular component: ribonucleoprotein complex; mitochondrion. NCBI's taxonomy places the organism in Eukaryota, Metazoa, Chordata, Actinopteri, Holocentriformes, Holocentridae.